Molecule: messenger RNA, 1984 nt
Organism: Syngnathus typhle (broad-nosed pipefish)
Lineage: Eukaryota; Metazoa; Chordata; Actinopteri; Syngnathiformes; Syngnathidae
Product: carbohydrate sulfotransferase 15-like
Exons: 10
Coding region: 372-1871 (499 amino acids)
Biological process (GO): hexose biosynthetic process
Molecular function (GO): N-acetylgalactosamine 4-sulfate 6-O-sulfotransferase activity
Source: RefSeq, a predicted model, not a curated record
CAACGCGCAGACAGAAAGACACCUGUGCCGUCCGUCCGUCCGCUCUUCUCCCGUUUGGAUUAGCAUGGCCACGGAUCGUCUGAUUGAUUGAUCAUGUCUAGCAAGCUGCAAAUGAAACGACGACGAACCGCUCAACUCAACUAAAAAUACCACAAACUCGUUGCCAGAAGCUGCGAGGCCGGUGAGCUGCUGCUAAUGUCGUGUUUUUUGAACAGAUUAGAAGAGGUCAGAUUCCUGGGAUGCGGACGUCGUUCAUCAAUGACAAAAAGGACACCGGGGCAAUUCCGGGUCGACAGAAUUUGCCAAAAAUGGACUUUAACGCCGUGAAGGAUCGAUGAGCUUCUCCCGCCAAAUGCCUGCUUCAUCUCAGCAUGUUGUGGUACAAGCAUGGCAGAACUACUCAGUCGGACCAGCACCUUUUCAACCUGUGGAGCUUCUCUAAAGUCCAAACGGUGGUCUUCCUGCUUGGUCUGACUCUGACCUUCCUCAUCAUGGCUUCCUACGUCCUGACGUGGGACAAGAAAGGGCUUCUUCUCACGCCCUCGCCCUAUCGUUUAAAAGUCGCCGACGUGCCGAGCAACACCACAGCCGCGGUGGCGGUUUCUUCGGCCGUGGGCCUCUCCUUGAAAAGGACUUCCAUAGACAUGAAGCGGUUGACCAGGUUGAUCCGGUCCAAACUGGAAUACCCACCUCGGAGGGUUCCGAAUGAGAAGGACGUCAUCGGGACGGACUCUCAUUUGUUCUCCACAAUUCCCCGUCACUUCCUGCCAGGCAUCAAAAGCCCGUGUUGGUACGAGGACGUUCCCGCGGAAAAGAGUCGAGAUCCGUACGACGGAAACCUGUUCGCCGUGCGCUCCAAGAACUUCAAGAUGGUGUGCGACCGCCUGGCGUCGGCUUUCCGGCGGAGCAACAAUGGCGGCGGGCUGUCGCGCCUGCGCUGUCUGCCGUACUUCUACAUCAUCGGGCAGCCCAAGUGCGGCACCACCGACUUGUUCCACAGGCUGCUGCUGCAUCCUGACGUCAAGUUCAACAUCAUGAAGGAGCCGCACUGGUGGACGAGGAAACGAUUUGGUUACAUCCGCUUCAAAGAUGGCUUCCAGGAAAGUUUCCCAGUGGAAGAUUACCUGGACCUGUUCGAUUUGGCUGCGUACAACAUCCAAGGAUCAAGCGCCGGGAAUUCCCCCAGAGACCGACACCGCCUCGCGCAGCUCAUAACAGGUGAAGCCAGCGCAUCCACUAUGUGGGACAACCAAGCGUGGAGCUAUCUCCAUGGCGACAGGGAGGAGGCGGAGCCACCCUUCCUGGCUCAGGACUUUAUCCACACGGUGCAGCCCCAUGCCAAAAUCAUCAUCAUGCUACGAAACCCCACCGAGAGGUUAUACUCAGACUACUUGUACUUCAAGACGGCCAACAAGUCAGCGGAGGACUUCCAUCAGAAGGUGGUUGAGUCUGUGCAGCUCUUCCAGUCCUGCCUGUCGGAGAGUUCGCUUCGAUCCUGCGUCUACAGCACCGGCCUCUCCAACUCCAUGCCGGUAAGACUGAAUCUGGGCAUAUAUAUUGUCUUCCUGCUGGACUGGCUGACGGUGUUCCACAGAGAGCAGAUUCUGGUUCUGCGGCUGGAGGACUACGCGGCAAACCUUCUAGGGACCUUAGAGAAAGUGUUCAACUUUCUGAAUGUAGGUCCUUUGUCCCAGCAAGCGGAGACGGCACUGACCAAGCGGCCGCUGUCCAAUACCCGACGUGCGGCCGACAGGAGCCUGGGCCCCAUGCUGCCGUCCACUCAGAACCUCCUGUGGGAAUUCCACCAAGCGUUCAACACAAAGCUGGCCAGUGUGCUGGACAACCAGGACUUCCUGUGGAGUAACACAUGACCUCCUACUUUUGAAAAAGACACUUGGGUGAUGUGUGUUUGAUUUAAAUGUCUUAUUUAUUUCUUUUGUCCUUAAAAAAACAACAUUUUAUAAACAUGACUGUGGAAAAACAA